This is a messenger RNA of Gorilla gorilla gorilla (western lowland gorilla), 3757 nucleotides long. RefSeq names its product Ras suppressor protein 1 (gene RSU1). The transcript has 9 exons. The record is from RefSeq and is a predicted model, not a curated record. Gene Ontology annotation, molecular function: protein binding. Gene Ontology annotation, cellular component: cytoplasm. NCBI's taxonomy places the organism in Eukaryota, Metazoa, Chordata, Mammalia, Primates, Hominidae. The coding region runs from base 237 to 1070 and encodes 277 amino acids.
ACAGACUUUUAAGGGCGGAGCCUGGCCCUGGAGCCACGUCUGGAGAGCUGUUCUCCUAAUAUGGGUAGGGUCGGGCGUGGAGCUCGCAGCGCCGCUGUGUGCGCCUGCGCGGGGCGCCGAGACAGGGCGUGUUCGCUGUUCAGUGCCGGUGUUGGAGGGAGUGAGGGCAGCCGGAGUGCGUUCUGCCGAAGCUUGUGGUUGCACGCCCAUCCUUUUAGGGGCUACCUUCCGUGACCAUGUCCAAGUCUCUGAAGAAGUUGGUGGAGGAGAGCCGGGAGAAGAACCAGCCCGAAGUGGACAUGAGUGACCGGGGCAUCUCCAACAUGCUGGAUGUCAACGGCCUCUUUACCUUAUCCCAUAUCACACAACUGGUCCUCAGCCAUAACAAGCUAGCAACGGUGCCACCAAACAUCGCAGAACUGAAGAAUUUGGAGGUGCUCAACUUUUUUAAUAACCAAAUCGAGGAGCUGCCCACACAGAUCAGUAGCCUUCAGAAACUCAAACACCUGAACCUUGGCAUGAACAGGCUGAACACUUUGCCACGAGGCUUCGGCUCCCUGCCAGCUCUUGAGGUUCUGGACUUGACUUACAACAACUUGAGCGAAAAUUCUCUUCCUGGAAACUUCUUCUACCUGACCACCCUGCGUGCACUCUAUCUAAGUGACAACGAUUUUGAAAUCCUGCCGCCAGAUAUUGGGAAGCUCACAAAGUUGCAGAUACUCAGCCUUAGGGAUAACGACCUGAUCUCGCUGCCUAAGGAAAUUGGGGAGCUUACCCAGCUUAAAGAGCUCCACAUUCAGGGGAACCGCCUCACCGUUCUGCCCCCAGAACUAGGAAACUUGGAUUUAACUGGCCAGAAGCAGGUAUUCAAAGCAGAGAACAAUCCCUGGGUGACCCCCAUUGCAGACCAGUUCCAGCUUGGCGUGUCCCAUGUUUUUGAGUAUAUCCGUUCUGAGACAUACAAAUACCUCUACGGCAGACACAUGCAGGCCAACCCAGAACCACCGAAGAAGAAUAAUGACAAAUCGAAAAAGAUCAGCCGGAAACCCCUGGCAGCCAAGAAUAGAUAAGGAAGGGAUUGGCAUCGGCUGGCCUUCCAGCACCUUCUCUCUCCAACACUUCAUUCUGUCUUGCUCUCUCAAAUAAACACAAUGCGUGUGAGGCCUUUUUUAUUUUUCUUUUCACUCUCUUUCUAAUGCUUCCCACCUUACCUUUUAGAUUCUUUUGCUAGGUGGGACAUUGUUAUAAGGUCUUUAAACCAUUUCCAUUUGUUUCUUUAAAAUUACCAAAAGCAGGGAACAAAGCUCUUAUUCAACUGCAAAUUCCAUAGUGGGCUCUGGCUUUUCUUGAAUAGACAUCACAAGGUUGCUUAUUAUCAAAAGAAUAAUUAAAAUCAUGUAACCAUUUAAAUGUCACUGUUAACACUUUUCACUCUUUCUGUUGAUUCACAUAACUCAUUAUUUUGCUUUAUUAAAAGUCUUCCUUCACCACCGAGAUAUGCUAAUUUAACUUACAAAUGAUUUUAAUAAAAUCUUGAGUUUGUAUCACAUGUUACUUAUUGACUCAGAAUAAAAGAACAGUCUGAUCUUGGGGUAUAACACAUUUUCAUUUACUUUUCUCCCCCAAAAUCAUCUUAUCCAAUUUUAUUGGUUAUACAUGAUAAACUUUUCAUGAAAGAAAUGCAAAAUUAAAUCACAGUUCGUUUCUUCUCACAUUAAUUUGUCAAGUUUUUUUUUUUCUUUGAAGACUUUCUAAAUUAGGAAGCAGAAAAACAAAUCUCUAGGAGAUUCUGCCAAAGGAUUUUGGAAAGUAGCAUUCCUUCGCCGAAGAAAUGGUGAUUUCUGCCAGGGGCUGGUAGACAAGAACUGUGAAAGGGAGAGAGAAAAAACCUCAACUGUGUAUUUUGUCACGGCAGAAAAUCUGCUCACAUCGAAGCAUUCUUCUAAGUGACUUCGAUGCCAAGGAAGUUGUGUAAAUGUGCACGCGCUACACCACACCCAGGGUGGAAACCACAGUUGCAGAGUCAUUAAACAAUCAAUCAAUUGUUUAACAUCUGUGAUAGGCAGCUUUCCUUCUUUUCAACAGUGAUACCUACGAAAAUCAAAAUAAAUGCAAGCUGAGGUUUUGUGCUCACUGAAAGGGCUGUCAACCCCAGAAGGCCGACACAAAAAAAAUGGUAUGUGAAGAUGCACCGUCUUUUCAAAUGGCCUGGGAGAGGGGGCCUGCCCUUCUCUGCUGUGUCCUUUGGCUUCCCAGUUGAGCUCCCAACACCAGGACCCACUGGGGCAUAUAAAAGCCAAAAAUCAAAAUCAAACAACAAGUUCUGAGUUAAUUAGGAAACAGACUUUGCAUUUCAAUCAGAGAGGCCACAGAGCAAGGCCUAAACUUCUGGCUUCUAGACAAAUUCCUGAUAGAACAUUUAAAUGUGGGAAGUGGCUUCCCCAGGUCCCAUCCCCUGUUUAGGGAUAGAGUUGAUAUCAUUUUUAUAGGUGCCAUGUUUGCCUCUGCCUGAAUUUUUUUAAUUGACUUUUGAGCUUUUGAGAUUGCACGAGGGAGAACAAGGCCUCUGCUGUUGUGGAUAGGAAAGACUUAAUCUAAAAUUAAACCAGCCAGCAAGCAUUAGUAAAAAUCUAACAAUAUGAAGGGCUCUUAUGAGUCAUUUUUUUCAAAAGAUGAAAACUCCAGAAACGCACAGGAACGAAAUACCUCCCAGAAACGUGAAGCAAUCAUCGAAGACUCACUGGUAAUAUUUUUUAAAAGUAUACAGAUCAAAGCAAAAAGAAGCCAUGUGUAACAAAGAGAAAUGUGCAAAUAUUUUUUAAGGCAGUAUUAAGUGCAAGAGGAGUAACAUGAAAUAAACAUUCUUUCACAUGGCUACUGGGAAUAUAAAUUUCGCUCCAGAAAGGCCGUAGUAGUUUGACGAUAGGUGGCAAAACCUUAAGAUUGUGUACUGGGGCCCAGAAUUUUUAUUUCUAGGAAUGUAUCCUGAGGAAAUUAUCAGAGAUCCCCACAAACUGCAGUGUUUAGGAAUUGUCCUUAUAGCAUUGCAUACACAAGAAAAACAGAGAAAAGCCUGAUCCCUGUCAGUGGAAAAGGGGUUCAAUGAAUUAUGGUGUAUCUGCAUGAGGCUUUUAUGACAUUAAAAAUUGUUGAACAACAGCCAGGUACAGUGGCUCAUGCCUGUAAUCCUAACACUUUGGGAGGCCAAGGUGGGAAGAUUGCCUGAGCUCAGGAGUUUGAGACCAGCCUGGGCAACACGGUGAAACCCCGUCUCUACUAAAAUACAAAAAAUUAGCCGAGCGUCGCAGCGUGCGCCUGUAGUCCCAGCUGCUCAGGAGGCUGAGGCAGGAGAAUUGAUUGAACCCAGGAGGCAGAGGUUGCACUGAGCUGAGAUUGCACCACCGCACUCCAGCCUGGGCGACAGAGCAAGAUUCUGUUUCCAAGAAAAAAAAAUUGUUCAACAAUAAGGGCAAAGGGAGAGAAUCAUAACAUCUGAUUAAACAGAAAAAGCAAGAUUUUUCAAACUAACUAUAUAAGGAUGGUCCCAGCUGUGUCAAAAGGAAGCUUGUUUGUAAUAUGUAUGCAUAAAAAAUUAAAUAGAGAUGAACACAGUUUUAAGGCAGUUAAAUUAUCUCUGUAUUAUGAACUAAGACUUUCUAGAAUUUUACUUAUUCAUUCUGUACUUAAAUUUUUUCUAAUGAACACAUAUACUUUUGUAAUCAGAAAAUAUUAAAUGCAUGUAUUUUUCAAAAUCAAA